UUGAGGCUCGCCAUUACUGUCAUCCUCAGAACAUACAACACAGGCUGCUUUAGCUUGUGAAAUUUUUUCAUUAAUUCAACAACAUAAUCGAAUUUGAGCGAACGGUUGUUUACACCCCAAUUGAAGACGCAUUUGCAAAGCAUAUUGAAAAAAUUAGACGUCGCCAAUCGAAAAACCGGCUAAUUUUAACCUUUAAAUGUGUUUCUUGUUAAAAUUACUGUAAACUAUAGAAGUUGGGUUUUGUAGCAGAACUGACGCCGCGUGAAAGUCCCGAAUUGGUAGUCAAAACAAACAAAUUUCUCGGCAAGACUUCGAUUAGAAUCGAAAAUGCCUCGAAGUAAAUUGAUAAAUUUGUCAUACGGUGACAUAGCACCGGCUGACAUGACGCUAAAGUUACAAUGUUGGAAUGAGGACUUGAGUCCGGCUCAAUUGGCGGCAUACGAACAAGCCGAAAAGGAACAUAAUGAUAUCAAAGCCAAAUUGAACGAAGUAGUCGCUGCAUCGGGUGCUGAAAAUGUGUAUUUGGGUGAGAUUUUUGGUGCAUAUCAAGUGUCUGGUGCUGUCACCGGUUUGGAAAACAUUUCAAAGCCGGUCGCUGUUGUGCGAAAGGAAAACAAAGCACGUCAAUUGGCUGAAGAGAAACGCAUUCGUGCCGAACGCGAACGUGAAGCCACUCGUAAGCGAGACAAUGCAAAAUUGAUCGAAGUCAUCGAUGACGAUGACGACGAUGAAGAAUAUUUACCAUUGAGCAAACGAAUGGCGGCUAAAAAGAAUAUCGUAGUUGGCAAGCCGAAAGAAGCGCCGAAAGUUGUGACAAGAGGCAAAACAACGACACCAAUCGCAGAGAAAGUGACACACCGGCCAUCGGAGGGCACAGCCGUUGGCGGUUUGACGAUUGGUGAAACCAAAAAGAAGGAUAUCGUCGAUCUCACAAAAGACGAGCCGGCAUCAAAAUUGGCCGCUGAUUCACGUGAAGUUACAUUCAAUAAAUUGCAAGGAAAAACAUUCCCAUCGUUGGUGGUCGUGGCACGACCCACACUUAAGAUUAAAGAGACUAACAUCAAUGAUCGACCUGCACUCGAUGCUAAAGUCAAAAGCGUGCUCAUGCAUAGCGCCACGAAAUUCACCGAAUGGCUCAUUCAACAAGGUCUUGUUCGUUCCGAGCAAACGUGUCAGAUUCAUCCGAAAGUUUCACUUCAAUUGGGAAUGUAUUCGGACGCAUCGAAAUUUCCUUACUCUGGUGGAUAUGUUUGGAUUAGUGACUGUUGUCCAUCGCGAUUCGUAUCUGUUUUCAGUGGAUCACUAUUCGAAGGAGCUCAACAUCCACCUUCGGUUAUUCUCAAGCUAAUCUAUCAUUGGUCGUGUCAAACGAACGUGCAAAAUGUGGUGCAAUGGGUAAAAGUGGAUAAUUUGUAUGUGAAAGGAUUGUUCACAUGGUUGCGUGCCGUUUGUACGGUGGCAUUACAUCAGCACAUGACGUUGCUCGGUGGUUCCGGUAAGAAAAUCGAGGUUGGUGUCAUUUCACUGGGUACAACCAGUCAAGGGGGCCAACAGAAACAAGUGAAAGUCGAAGUGCUCGGUGUGCUUGAUCCAGUUUCGAAAAUUGUUCGCUUGCGUGCUGUCGAACCGCUGGCCGAUGGUGAAAAGAAUUAUAAAAAACGCUUUGCAAAGAUUCUUGAACCACUUUCAACAUGGGUCAAUAAAACCAGCACGAUUGCCACGGAUCUAACGGUGGACAAAGGAACACUUUUGGCAAUGGGAUACAAAUUCAUCAACCAAACAACCACACCCGAUGGCAAAUACACCAAUUCGAACAUUAUGGAUUACUUGAGAACGGUCGUUCCACGCAUGUUUCAGAACACAUUGUCGUUACUAUCACGUCAAAUCAUUCAACAAUUCUUGGACGAAUUGGUAUGGCGUGAAUGGUACGGAACAACGCCUGGCAAAACAUUCGAUCACAUUGUAUCGCAUAUUGCUGAACAGACCAGAUUCGAAGGAGCCGAGAAUUUGGUUAGUCGACUGUCGAAAGUGGCUGCGAAUCCAUUCCGUGAUUGGGCUCAUCUUUCAGUUCGAGCACCGGCCAAAGCAUUGCGAGCUGAUUUCUUCACGGCUGGCACAUCGAACUCGAUUCCAAACCCAGUCGGCCGUCCGCCAAAUCGAAACAAACGCAAGGAGCCAUCUCCUCCGCCAGUCAUUACUAAGAAGCAAAAGAUUGUCGUUAAAGAGGAGCCAAAACAGUACAAAGCAAAAGUGCCAGCAAGACGCGAAGAGCCACCGCCACCGCCGAAAAAAGAGCCGAAAAUUUUCCUCGAAUCAUAUUAUUAUGGCAUUUAUGAAACUGGCACUGAUAAUGAUUCGGGCAUCGCCGUUAAAUUCGAGGCAAAUUGUCCGGAAUGCCAUGAGUCAUUCACAAAUAAUAUUAAAUUCAUGGAUCAUAUCAAGCAUCAUAUUGCUACUGAAAAUGCACCCGACGACCAUACCGAAGUGUGUCGCUAUUGCAUGAAAACAUUUGCCAGCGCGGCUGUUCUAAACGAGCAUUUGUCAUCAACUCAUCCAUUGCAAACCAAAGACGGUCGCGGUGGAUUCAAGUGCAUCAUUUGCCGGGCCGCUUUCCAAACGGUACCGUUGUUGAGCCAGCACAUGGACAAAUUGCAUGUAACUGCCGAAAUGCCAUUUAAAUGUGGUUGUUGUGAUCAUAUGAGCUCAUCGCAGCGAUACACCAUCGAUCAUUUCUACUCGGAUCAUACUGCAUCUGGUGCACUUCAAUGUCCAUUCUGCUUGAAAGUCAUCGUUGCUGUUGCUCACAAUGAACAGUUGGUUUCGAACACGCAGAGAUUCUAUGACCAUUUGAAAGAGCACGUUGCCAGUUUUAGCAAUCAUAAGUCAAUCACAUGCACGAAAUGCUCGUUGCGUUUCCUUAGCAAGGGCGCCAUGAAGGCACAUCGACUCUAUGAGCACAAUUCACACACGAAUGUUCAACGACAGCUGCGCGAGCUGGUCAAAGACAGUACAUCGAUCAACAGGCCUAAGUACAAGAACUUCACGCCACGCGAAGCAAUAAUAUCCGUUUUAAAUUUGAACCAUGUAACCAUGUACAUGCCAAAUGGUCAAAUUUGUCUGGAAUGUGGCGACGAUUUCCAAGAAAGCAAUCACAUUCGCAACGUUGCCAAAUGCUCUAAAUGCAAGUAUCAAUCAGCAUGCUCUCGUGCCAUCUUGGAACACAUAUCGAAUUGUAACGGCGAAAGCAAUGUUGAUGCCAUGGUUCCGUGCCCAUUGGGCAGCGAAAUGUUCUGCAUUUGCGGUUAUUCGUCGUCGGAGGGUAAAGGAAAUAAUUCGUUUUAUUUAUACAUUUUAUUGACAUUUGGAUUUUUGAAAUUGUUGAUUAAUCUACGAAAAUUCUCUUUUGCAGGCAAUGAUCUAGCACGCCAUAUGGCCACUUGUGACCGUAAGAGUGCAUAUGAUAGUGCUGAGACGGCACAAGCCAAUACGGUUAAAUGCAAUAUGCUUGAUAUGCUCGGCCUAGUGCGUCGUGAGGGGGAAGAUGAAGAAGACAGUUCGGAUGGCCUAUUGAUUCCGGCUGAUCAGCAACAACAACUGCUCUCGAAAUCAAUUGAUCGCGAAAAUGAGGCCGAUCCAAAAGCUCAAGCAACAUCAUCUCAAAAUGCAAAUGCACCGAACGCAAUGGAUGAUUUCAACACGCAACUAUCAUUGGAUGACUUAGCUCCACCACAAUCAGUUGCUCCACAGCCGGAACCAGAUCGCACGCCACAAUUAAGUGACGAAUAUCAGGUGGGUCAUUCAAAUUUGGACAUCAACUGAAAAAUUUAUUAUAGAUAAACCGCUCAUGUUAAAAAAAAAACUUCAGUGAUGAUUUUUGAAUAUUUUCUUCAAAGAUGUAGAACUUUCAUAACCAAAACCAAUAUUCUUAUGAUUUAAUCGACUGAUUUUUCUCAUUAACUUUUCUUUCCCAAUUCAAUAGUCUUUGGCCACACCGCGAGUUGCAUACAAUGCUCCGCAAUACGAAAACAAUGACUACGAAAUGGCACCAAACAACUGAUGUCAUCCGUGUAAACCAAACCGACCAUUCUGAAAGAUGAACGAUGACCUCUUGAACGAAACACAAUCAGACUAAAAAUAAAUUGAAGACAAAAACGAUAAUCAUAGAGACAUAAAAAAGUAUAUGUUCUGGCAUCUGACUUGAUAAGUGGUACAUUCUCAUAAUUUCAACCGAUGAAUAAAUAAAUUCUAAUUUUAGUUACGCUAUCACAAAGAAA
Messenger RNA from Sitodiplosis mosellana (orange wheat blossom midge), 4274 nucleotides. RefSeq lists its product as uncharacterized. Bases 328 to 3819 code for a protein of 1163 amino acids. The transcript has 7 exons. Gene Ontology annotation, molecular function: sequence-specific DNA binding; DNA-binding transcription factor activity, RNA polymerase II-specific. Gene Ontology annotation, cellular component: nucleus. The record is from RefSeq and is a predicted model, not a curated record. Gene Ontology annotation, biological process: regulation of transcription by RNA polymerase II. NCBI's taxonomy places the organism in Eukaryota, Metazoa, Arthropoda, Insecta, Diptera, Cecidomyiidae.